Molecule: messenger RNA, 1041 nt
Organism: Kalmanozyma brasiliensis GHG001
Lineage: Eukaryota; Fungi; Basidiomycota; Ustilaginomycetes; Ustilaginales
Product: Ribosomal protein L5
Exons: 1
Coding region: 1-1041 (346 amino acids)
Biological process (GO): translation
Cellular component (GO): cytosolic large ribosomal subunit; ribosome
Molecular function (GO): RNA binding; structural constituent of ribosome
Source: RefSeq, a predicted model, not a curated record
AUGAACACCUCAACAACCGUGACAACCACCGUCAAUGUGCUCCGCCAGGCUGCGACACGCUCGGCGGGUCGAGCCUCUUCCUCUGCUCGCUCGAGCACACCCAGCUCAUCUCGCAUGCUCACCACCACCUCCGCGGCUCAAUCUGCCUCCAAGUCGGCACGCACCACCCUGCGAACGCACCCCGUCGUCAUUGGUCCAACACAGCUCAACCGCUACCAGGAGCACUACCAAAGCACCCUCGCCUCUGAUCUGCUUUACAUGUCGUUCGAUCCCGCGCUCAACAUCGACUCCUCCUCUUCCGCCGCUGCCUCAUCCUCGGGCGACCUUCAAGACAGGCAACGCUCUUGGAACCUCACCGAUCCGUACACCGUCAACCGACCGCAACGCCCCGCACGUGGUAACCGUCGUCUCUCUCCUCUCACCAAAGCCUUCUCCCCCACCAACACGCUCAACGAGAUCCCCAAACUCGAUCGCAUCAUCCUCACCUGCUUCAGCAAGGAUGCCAUUACGAACAAGCACAACCUCGUGCCGCUCAUUGCGCAGAUGCGCGCCAUCACGGGUCUCAGCGUCGAGGGCUCUUCCGCGGACCCUUCGCUGCUCGGCGCCGACAGCGGCACCGGCAAGCGCGGACACAUCGAGAUCAUCCGUGCCAAAUCCGGCGUGGCCUCGUUCAAGCUUCGACCGGGGAUGCCGGUCGGCGUCAAAGCGGUGCUCCCCGGCCCGGUGGCACAUGAAUUUUUGGAGGUGCUCACAACCUUUGUGCUGCCUAGGUUGAGGAGUUUUGGUGGAUUCCCUCUGCCCCCUGCGAGCCAGCCGCCCGCGAGCCCAGCAGCCAUGUCAGGAGUGGUGAGUCUGGGAAUGCACCCAGAGGCCAUUCCGUUGUUCCCCCAGAUCGAGAUCAAUCUGGACCAGUAUCCCAACAAGCCGCUCGGCUUCCAGAUUGAUUGUAUCACCAACCAGAGGGGUAGGAAGGCGACCGAGAAGGCGAGGGCGCUGCUGUCCGGCAUGGGAAUUCCGUUUGUUCGAAGGGGUGACAUGUAG